Molecule: messenger RNA, 2415 nt
Organism: Myotis daubentonii (Daubenton's bat)
Lineage: Eukaryota; Metazoa; Chordata; Mammalia; Chiroptera; Vespertilionidae
Gene: KCNV2
Product: potassium voltage-gated channel modifier subfamily V member 2
Biological process (GO): potassium ion transmembrane transport; protein homooligomerization; action potential
Cellular component (GO): membrane; voltage-gated potassium channel complex
Molecular function (GO): voltage-gated potassium channel activity
Source: RefSeq, a predicted model, not a curated record
UCUGCCUAUGUGUUCAGACCCAGCAGCCCGGGCCGCACUGCCCAGUGCCGGAGGGCAGUGUCUGGGACCCUAGUCUGUGGUCCGAAGUGCAGGGCAUACGAUCCAUCUGCCCCGUGGCAGUGAGUAAGCUGGGGACCCUACCACAGCCAGGAUGGAAAAGCCAGGGACCGGCUUCCCGCAGCCAUGCUGAAAAACAGUGAGAGGAGGCGGUCUUGGGGCUACAGGCCCUGGAAUACCGCGGAGGGUAGCGAUGCACCCACUUCAGGGAACAGCCAACACCGCGGGAGCAUCUGCUCCCUGGAGGCGCGUUCCGGCUCCCAGGCCAGCAUCCCACCGUGGACCGAGGGCAACUAUAACUACUACAUCGAGGAGGACGAGGACGGGGAGGAGGAGGAGCAGUGGAAGGACGACUUGGGCGAUGUGGCCGAGGAGGACCAGCAGCCAGAGGAGGCCGCCCGGACGGAAGGCGGCACCGAGGGCUCCACGCUGAACGUGAACGUGGGCGGCCAGAGCUACCACCUGGACUGCGCGCAGCUGGCCUGCUACCCCAAGACGCGCCUGGGCCGCCUGGCCGCCUGCACCAGCCGCGGCCGCCAGCUGGGCCUGUGCGACGACUACGAGGCGCAGGCGGACGAGUACUUCUUCGAUCGCGACCCGGCCGUCUUCCAGCUGGUCUACAACUUCUACCUGUGCGGGGCGCUGCAGGUGUGCGACGCGCUGUGCCCGCGCCGCUUCCUGGAGGAGCUGGGCUACUGGGGCGUGCGGCUCAAGUACACGCCGCGCUGCUGCCGCAUCUGCUUCGAGGAGCGGCGCGACGAGCUGAGCGAGCAGCUCAAGAUCCAGCGCGAGCUGCGCGCCCAGGCGCGGGCCGAGGAGGCGGAGCAGCUCUUCCGCGACGUGCGCUUCUGCGGGCCGCAGCGCCAGCGCCUCUGGAACCUCAUGGAGAAGCCCUUCUCGUCCCCGGCCGCCAAGGCCAUCGGGGUGGCCUCCAGCCUCUUCGUGCUCGUCUCCAUCGUGGCGCUGGCCCUCAACACGGUGGAGGAGAUGCACCAGCGGGCGGAGGGCGGCCGCUGGGCGGUGCUGGAGCACGUGGAGGUGCUGUGCAUCGCCUUCUUCACGCUCGAGUUCCUGCUGCGCCUGGCCUCCACGCCCGACCUGCGUCGCUUCGCGCGCAGCGCCCUCAACCUGGUGGACCUGGUGGCCAUCCUGCCGCUCUACCUGCAGCUGCUGCUCGAGUGCUUCGCGGACGAGGACCAGCGGCGCGGCCAGGGCUCCUCCCGGGAGCACGACCUGGAGACGGUGGGCAAGGUGGGCCAGGUGCUGCGUGUCAUGCGCCUGAUGCGCAUCUUCCGCAUCCUCAAGCUGGCGCGGCACUCCACCGGCCUGCGCGCCUUUGGCUUCACCCUGCGCCAGUGCUACCAGCAGGUGGGCUGCCUGCUGCUCUUCAUCGCCAUGGGCAUCUUCUCCUUCUCCGCUGCCGUCUACUCCGUGGAGCACGACGUGCCCGGCACCAACUUCACCAGCAUCCCGCACUCCUGGUGGUGGGCCGCGGUGAGCAUCUCCACUGUGGGCUACGGAGACAUGUACCCAGAGACGCACCUGGGCAGGCUUUUUGCCUUCCUCUGCAUCGCUUUUGGGAUUAUCCUCAACGGGAUGCCAAUCUCCAUUCUCUACAACAAGUUCUCCGAUUACUACAGCAAGCUCAAGGCUUAUGAGUACACUGCCAUACGAAGGGAAAGGGGAAAGGUGGACUUCGUGCAGCGAGCCAGAAAAAAGAUGGCUGAGUGCUUGGCUGAAAGCAACCCACAGCCCACCCCAAGGCAAGAGAAUUAAUGUUCCAGAGGCCAUGUGGCCGGUAGAUCCUGCAACCUCCAAGGCUUCCUUCCGCCUUCCUUUUUUUAUCAUCAGGAUUGCCCAUGAAAGGACACGUGAGGCAGACAUACACAGAGGGCAUUCAUUUCACAGAGUUCUACCUCAUGAAUGUUUGAACCCAGACUCAGACAGCCUCAUAUUGUGUUGUGUGAGAGUCUGAUCAUCCCAACGACAUUGAUAAUGAGAACUCCUUGGAAGGAGUGACAUCUUAGCUUUCUCUUGUAGCUUCUCAUGGCUUCUCAAUAAAUAUUUUUGCACUUGAGUUGACUUGAGAAGAAUUUCCUUACAUUGAAGAAAGGAAAUCCUUGAUUUUCCAGAGAGAGGGAAUGUUGCAUCAGAACUAUAUGAGCCCUGGCGUUAGACCAAGCCCCGUCGGAAGCCCGGAUCUACCAGCUGUAGGAUUUGGGACAAGUUACUUUAACUGUCUGAGCCUCAGUUUCUUCAACUGUAAAGUGUAGUUAAUAAGAAACCACCUUGUAAUAUGAGCAUGGAGAAUGAAGGUAAUAUUUGUAAAUGCUCAAUAAAUGGAAGCUGUUAAAACUG